Periconia digitata is the source of this 382-nucleotide messenger RNA. NCBI's taxonomy places the organism in Eukaryota, Fungi, Ascomycota, Dothideomycetes, Pleosporales, Periconiaceae. The record is from the annotation of a GenBank genome assembly.
CUCAGUCUUCCAUCACCGUACUCGCACCCGACCCGUCCAAAUACUACCCGUCCAUCACUCGUCAACAUGUCUCUCCUCGGCAAGAAGUUCAACGGCGCCAUCGCCCGCCCCAUGUGGCCCUUCUACGUCUCCGGACUGGUCGUCCUCUACGGAGUCAACAGCAUGGCCAAUGCCAUGAUGCUUUCCGACGAGCACAAGAACGACCCCCGCAACCAGCUCACCAGGAACAAGCCCGCUGCCCACUAAAUCCGAAAAGAAACGUGCAUGAUUUGAUAUCCCAAAAGUGGAACGCGAGCAUAGUGGUGGACAAUGUACAAUACCUGCGCGCACGGCGAUCAGGACGAGGCGUGGAAUUGUGGAUAUAGACUCUCGAAAGACCAAU